AUGAUAGCAACGGCGGCGGCGAUGCUGCCUCCGCCUAUGUCGCUAAAGAUACGAUAUCAGGCAUAUAUAGCAUCAGGCAUUUAUAGUAGAUUCUCUUCGCAGCUGCACCUGCCAGAUGCUAGACAUCAUGUCGCUAUUAUUACACGGCGGUUUUCUUCCGAAGAAAACUCUAUUGUUCAACGUCGCUGUCGCGACUUCCGUAUUCUUUCGCAGCUCCUAUAUAGUUUGAUUUGUUCUCUUUAUCAGGAAUCGUUCUUCCAAUGGUGCUUCGGCGUGGAAGAACCGGACUGUUACGGCGCUCUCGACCUGGGCACACUUGGUACCUCGAUUCUCUUUGUGCCGAGGCUACCGCCCGAAUACGCGAUUUGGCAGGGCAAACUGCACACUCUGGACGACUUCAAAGAGCGAUACGGCGUGAACGAGUGUUACUACACUGACGAGAUUGCGCGCGUGUUGAAGGAAAAGCGAGCACACCUUUUGCUCACGCUGAACGGCAGAAACAGCGAUAGCGGAUUGUUGGCGCACGAAGCGACUUUCGACGGUAUCGCCGAAUUUCAGGUGGAUAAUAGCAUCCUGUAUCCAGAAAUAUGCGAGUGCCGGGUGAUAAAGUCUCCUCAAGAAAUUGAGGUAUUGAGGUACGUGUGCAAGAUAAGUUCGGAGGCGCACAAGACCGUAAUGCGUUCUGUGCGCCCUGGGAUUCCAGAAUACAAGGCAGAGGCUCGGUUCUUGCAUUAUGUAUACGCCAUGGGAGGGUGCAGACAUGUGUCUUACACAUGCAUCUGCGGAUCCGGACAUAAUUCCUCUAUAUUGCAUUAUGGUCACGCUGGCGCACCGAAUAAUAAAGUCAUACAGGAUGGAGAUAUGUGUUUGUUCGACAUGGGCGGCAACUAUUGCGGAUAUGCGGCUGACAUCACGUGCAGUUUUCCAGCUAAUGGGAAAUUUACUGAGGAUCAAAAGCUGGUCUACAACGCUGUGCUGAAGGCACGCGACGCAGUGAUCGCAGCUGCGAAGCCAGGAGUCGCCUGGACAGAUAUGCAUCUUUUGGCGAACAGAGUCAUGUUAACAUCAUUGAAAGAAGGUGGAUUGCUGAUCGGUGAUGUCGAGGAUAUGAUAAAAGCUGGUCUGAAUGAAGUGUUUCAACCUCAUGGAUUGGGUCACUUGCUGGGACUGGAUGUGCAUGAUGUCGGUGGCUAUUUGCCUGGUCACCCUGAACGUUCGAAGGACGCGGGAGUGAGAAAGCUGAGAACAGCAAGGACAUUGCUCGCCGGAAUGUUUCUUACCGUAGAACCAGGCUGUUAUUUCAUAGAUUGCUUGCUCGAUGCAGCUCUAACCAAUCCCAACCAGUCGAAAUUCCUCGUGCAGGAACAAUUACAAAGAUUUCGCGGUUUUGGCGGUGUUAGGAUCGAGGAUGAUGUCCUUAUAACAGAAACCGGAGUAGAAAAUAUGACUGACGUUCCUCGCACGGUCGAAGAAAUAGAAUCUUUCAUGCAGAGUUGAUCGGUCAAGAAGGAUUUUGAAGGAUUUGCAGAUUUCCAAGAAAGAAAUGAAAAGUUGAAUAAUUCUUCUAUUAUGCGUAUCAAUUAAUUGCAUAAAUACAAUUGUGAUAUAAUAAGAUAG
Pogonomyrmex barbatus (red harvester ant) is the source of this 1617-nucleotide messenger RNA. It is a transcript of the gene Dip-C, whose product is annotated as dipeptidase C. Gene Ontology annotation, molecular function: metalloaminopeptidase activity; manganese ion binding. Lineage: Eukaryota; Metazoa; Arthropoda; Insecta; Hymenoptera; Formicidae. The record is from RefSeq and is a predicted model, not a curated record.